This is a messenger RNA of Mycena citricolor, 3985 nucleotides long. NCBI's taxonomy places the organism in Eukaryota, Fungi, Basidiomycota, Agaricomycetes, Agaricales, Mycenaceae. The record is from the annotation of a GenBank genome assembly.
UUGCAAACAAAUCCUCGAAUAAUUUCCGUUUGGUAUCAUACAGCAUGUAUGAGUUCAAUCCCUAAUCCCUCACGCCUCCUUCACCGCUUCGUCGACUGCAUCCUUGAAGAUUGCUGCACCCUUGGCUAGAUCUUCCUUGGAAAUGUUCAACGGCGGAAUGAACCGCACGACUUCGUAGACACUGGUCGUGAGGAGGAUCAUUCCUUUUUCGAUGCACUUCUUGGCCACCCGGGCAGCCAUUCCCUUGCCUUCGAAUUCGACUGCGACCAUGAGCCCUCGGCCACGGACGUCCAGGACAGUCGACGGGUUAGCUGCUUUGACAUCGUCGAGUGCCGCGAAAAGUUCGGACGAACUGAUAUAUAUUGGUCAAUCGAGUCGGCUGGUUUGAAGGCCGUUACUGACCGAGCGUUCACAUUCGCCAGGAUAUUUUCCUCCUGCAUUACGUCCACAACAGCGCAUGCUGCGGCACAAGAGACGGCAUUUCCAGCGUACGUUCCACCCAUGGAGCCAACCGGCAUCUUGUCCAUGACCUCUUUCCUGCUCACGAUGCCGCUCAGCGGGAAUCCGUUAGCCAGACCCUUGGCCAUGAUCAUGAUAUCCGGUCGGACACCACUCCCUUCGAUCGCGAAGAAGGUGCCUGUGCGCGCGAAUCCGCUCUGCACCUCGUCGAUGAUGAGCAUGAUGCCAUGCUUGUCGCAUACUUCUCGCAGUCCGCGUAAGAAAGAUGCGGGGGCCGGCACAUAGCCUCCCUCGCCCAGGACUGGCUCGAUGAUGAUAGCCGCGGUAUCCGUCGGCGCGGUCUGCUGCUGGAGGAGGAGAUCGAGCUGGUAAAGACACUGAGAUACGAGCUCCGAUUCAGGUUUGUCGGAGGGCUGUCCCAGCUGAUGCCAGAACGGAUAAGGCAUGGUGAAUACACCCGGCUGUAUUAACGGGUUACGAUACGAUGCGCUAGAAUGGAGUGAUGAACUUUACCAUGACAGGCAGGACUCCUUUCGAGUAGAUGGUCUUGCUCCGAGUCACCGCCAUUGCACCGAAUGUACGUCCGUGAUAAGCACCUUGCAUGCAGAUGAUAUUCUGGCGUGCUGUGACCAUCCGAGCUACUUUGAUGGCGGCCUCGACCGCCUCAGAUCCUGAGUUCCAGAAGAAGAACGAGUCAAGCGACGGAUCGGGCAUCAGAGGCAGUAGUUUUUGGACGAGGCGGAGGUAGUGCUCGUGGAACGCGAUGCUGCACUACAAUCGUUCAUAGGGUCGACACAAAGAGAUGGUUCACCGGCAGUCGUACCUGCACAUGUACAACGUUCAUGCAUUGGUCGGCGGCGGCUUUGCUGACCUUGGGAUGACAGUGGCCUGUUCCCUGUGUUUGAGCAGAUAACUCGAUGGUCUGAUUGCACUGGCUCACCCAGGUUAGUGACACCGAUCCCACAGCUGAAGUCCAACAUUUUGCGGCCAUUGUCGUACUGCACAUAGGAUCCUUGUCCGGAGGUCAAGAUACCCUCCGUAACUCGCGAGAGUCCUGCGGUCACAUUCGAGCUGUAGUCCAGAAGGUUCGAUGUGGUGCUCAUAUUUCUGUGGGUACGGUUGAAACUAGUGGCGGAGGAGCGGUGCAAGGGUUUUAAUAGAGCCAAGGUGAGGUGACGCGAGAAAGAUGAGGUCACUGAUGAGGCGCACCCUUUGGUUUGCAAUCGCAGACUGAGUCGUGCAGAGCGGGACAGGAACAUACCAGGCGCUGGACGUGGGUGAAGCCUGCAGAGAGUUCGAUUGCCCGAUACGAUGACUCGGACGCGGUUGUGAUUACCCGACGUCAUCGUGCGCGUGACAUCUCCAAUCCUCGCGUACAACCCGCGUCAACUACGCGCCCAUCCUCAGUUCCUACAGGUAGAGCGUGGCGCACGCUCCGUUUCAUACAGUCUACUCGAGUAGAAUGGAUUGACUGUUGUACAAGGUACAAGCUCGGAUACACGUUACCUAACACACUCCUCUUCCUGCUCCACACACUCCACGUCUCCACAACCUUCGAUGUCGCGGCUCCCAGACAUCUUCACCCGCAUUUCCUGCCUGGACUGCCGAAAUACUCCAAGUGGAUCAAGCAUCAACCACUGUUGUGCAUACAGGUUGAGGCGGACCACGGACCGAACAUAACCGGAUUAUAAGUCCUGAGAUCUCGAGCAAUUCUUCUUGAUCCAUCCAUCUGCGAAUUACCAGGACCAUGUCAGCUUCUGCUCUCCAAAGCAUCUACGACCUGACGGGCCUCGUCGCGCUCGUCACAGGCGGCGGAACGGGCAUCGGGCUCAUGAUUGCGCAGGGGCUCGCUAGUGCGGGCGCCAAGGUGUAUAUCACAGGGCGACGCAAAGAGGUGCUGGACAAGGUUGUCGGUGCAUGGAACGAGAAGCAGACGAGCGAGAUGGUCGCGAUCCAGAUGGAUGUGAUCAGCAGGGAGAGUAUCAUGGCAGCCAAGAAGGUGUUGCAGGAGAAAGAGGGAAAGUUGCACAUCCUCGUAAACAAUGCUGGACAAGUCGGCCCGACGUCACCUUUCAUGAAUGACCCAUCUGCCCCCGAACGCAAAGAUCCGGAGACACUAGGCCAAGCGCUCUUCGACAACGAAACCUUCGCGGCAUGGUCUGACAUCUACACCAUCAACACAUUCUCGAUCUUCUUCGUGACCAACGCAUUCCUGGGUCUACUGCACCAGGGCACCCAGGAAUCAGGACGCCCAGGAUUCACCUCGAGCGUCGUGAACAUCACCAGCAUCUCCGGCGUCAUCAAGCUCGCGCAGGAUCAUUUCGCUUACAACAGCGCCAAGGCUGCCGCUGCGCACUUGACGCGCAUGAUGUCCACCGAGUAUGCCUUGAAAGGCGCGCAGGUGCGCGUGAACGCAGUCGCACCUGGAGUCUAUGCCUCGGAGAUGACGCAGGCCGAUAUCUCGCCUGAAGAGGUCGAUAAGAUCGGCAAAGGUCUCGCAUCAGUGCCGGCCCGCCGAGCCGGAACGGCGAAAGAAAUGGCCGGCACGAUCAUCUAUCUCGGCAGCCUCGCUGGCUGCUACACCAAUGGUCAAGAGAUUGUCAUUGAUGGGGGCUAUAUCGCCGUCAACCCUUCUACCUGAGCUGCGAUUAUGUAUAUCUAAGUAAUAGUAGAACCCCGUACCAAGGCUACUUGUCUAUCAGUAUGUUGUAUCACCUUUGAAGCUAGGCGUUGGUAAUACUCAGUCUCAUCAAGAUUUGAUCAAUUCAUGGCGUGGAAAGUUUUUCGCCGCUCACUGCGAAAUUUCGUUUAAAGAGAUCGAUUUGUGUAUUGUAAUGAUACAGCGAGUAAAAAUACAAGCCCGAAGGGCUGAGCAGUCAAAUGGGGUGAUGGCUAGGUUGUAACAACAGUGUAGAGUAUGCGAUGUAGGAGUAUUACUGAAUUAGUCGGCAAAGCAAGAGAAAGCGCGCGCCCUCUCCAUUACGGAGGCGGGAAAAGAUGAGGAGGGAAAUCGUCGCCGCUGACCUGCUUCCUCUUGAUGCUGGGCCGCUUGGACAGAGCGAUUUCUCCCUUCUUGUUCUCCUUGGGAAGUUCGGUGGGACUUGCCAGCCGCUUGCCGGUCGACGAGGGACUGUGCAGAUGCCCUGGCAGGAGAACCAAUCUCGGCGGUCGAUUCAACGUUCUUCUCGGCGGCGGCGAGAGACUAAGAGCAGCUGGGCGCGACCUCAAGCCAGCCCGAGCACGUUCUUGGUCAAUGACCAUCAAAGCGCCUUCGAUGAUGGCAGCGUGUACGAACACAUAUUGACGCAGGCUCUGGCACAGGCUCAUCCGCUGCUCGCGCAUGUCCUGUAUGACCUCCCAGAUGGGCUCCUCCAGCGUACUGAGCCGAACGGGGCCCUUUCCACCACGCAAGUGCAGCGAGCGCGGCUCCUUGUAGUCAACAUUGGGCGCAGUGGGCAACAUAUUUUCCACGCUCUUGAACGAUCGGAGACUGGACUGGCCAGGAGCAAAUGGCGACAUCGAACGC